Oncorhynchus kisutch (coho salmon) is the source of this 4834-nucleotide messenger RNA. It is a transcript of the gene abhd15a, whose product is annotated as abhydrolase domain containing 15a. The coding region runs from base 2613 to 4154 and encodes 513 amino acids. The transcript is spliced from 3 exons. NCBI's taxonomy places the organism in Eukaryota, Metazoa, Chordata, Actinopteri, Salmoniformes, Salmonidae. The record is from RefSeq and is a predicted model, not a curated record. Gene Ontology annotation, molecular function: short-chain carboxylesterase activity; monoacylglycerol lipase activity. Gene Ontology annotation, biological process: lipid metabolic process.
AACCUCCAGGCACCAUAACCCCUAUCCUUACUGCAUGUCAACUCUCUCUCUCUAGAUACACUAUCCUCCCUGUCACUCCUCUUGUUCUCUUCCUCCCUUUCACUUUCUUCCCUUUCUUUCUAAUCAGCAACCCUCACUCCACAGACUUAGAAUAUCAUUUGUCAUGACUAUUAAAAAGAUGAGUGAGGCCAAAGUUCUGUUCCCUUAAUUUCUUAAUUUCUCUUCUUUGGUUCAGCCUCAUGAAUAACAUUAGCUGUUGUCUUCUUGUGUCUCGCCAACUGAAAUCGUCUCAUCAUAGGCUCAAAGAUAAACAGCUGAACCACAUGCACCAACAACAGACUGCAGUCUGGUUAAUGUCUAAGCACACACACAUAUACCCACACAACACAACACAACACACUUGGAUUCAAGCCACGUAUACGCUACGUGUAUUACCUUACAACAGUUAUUCAACAUGUUUUCUAGGAAUCCAAAAGGAUGGGGGGCGGAAACCUUUUAUGAAAGGUGAUGACAAACUCCUCUAGAGAAAGUAGCAACCAACACAGACAUUUACCAAACACAAAAGGCACACACUUCUCUUUAUGGACUUUACAAAGACCUAACUAAGUGUUCAAUAAAGCAAAAUAAAUUGCCAAAUGUAUGAAACAAGGGGACAAACACAAUGUUCUGCUUUCUUGUCGUUACUAUCUGCCUAGUUAAUUACACUGACUCAUCCACCACAGAUCCUCAUCAUCAGUCCUCUCUGACAGGCUACAUUUCGCUGUCAGUCUGGUCCUCACCAUCAGUCCUCUCUGACAGGCUACAUCACUCUGUCAGUCUGGUCCUCACCAUCAGUCCUCUCUGACAGGCUACAUUUCUCUGUAAGUCUGGUCCUCACCAUCAGUCCUCCCUGACAGGCUACAGCUCUCUGUCAGUCUGGUCCUCACCAUCAGUCCUCUCUGACAGGCUACAGCACUCUGUCAGUCUGGCCCUCACCAUCAGUCCUCUCUGACAGGCUACAGCUCUCUGUUAGUCUGGUCCUCACCAUCAGUCCUCUCUGACAGGCUACAGCACUCUGUCAGUCUGGUCCUCACCAUCAGUCCUCCCUGGCAGGCUACAGCUCUCUCAGUCUGGUCCUCAUCAUCAGUCCUCCCUGGCAGGCUACAGCACUCUGUCAGACUGGUCCUCACCAUCAGUCCUCCCUGGCAGGCUACAUCACUCUGUCAGUCUGGUCCUCACCAUCAGUCCUCCCUGGCAGGCUACAGCUCUCUGCCUGUCUGGUCCUCAUCAUCAGUCCUCUCUGACAGGCUACAUUUCUCUGUCAGUCUGGUCCUCAUCAUCAGUCCUCUCUGACAGGCUACAGCACUCUGUCAGUCUGGUCCUCACCACCAGUCCUCUCUGACAGGCUACAUUUCUCUGUCAGUCUGGUCCUCACCAUCAGUCCUCUCUGACAGGCUACAGCACUCUGUCAGUCUGGUCCUCACCACCAGUCCUCUCUGGACAGGCUACAUUUCUCUGUCAGUCUGGUCCUCACCAUCAGUCCUCCCUGGCAGGCUACAGCACUCUGUCAGACUGGUCCUCACCAUCAGUCAUCUCUGACAGGCUACAGCUCUCUGUUAGUCUGGUCCUCACCAUCAGUCCUCUCUGGCAGGCUACAGCUCUCUGUCAGUCUGGUCCUCAUCAUCAGUCCUCCCUGGCAGGCUACAUUUCUCUGUCAGUCUGGUCCUCACCAUCAGUCCUCUCUGACAGGCUACAGCACUCUGUCAGACUGUAGUCAGACUGCCAUCAUUUUCAGAUAGGUCCAAAACAGCAACAACUGCAUCAUUAUCACCCCAUACAAGCAGCGGUUUACGAGCACUACCUAACAUAUAUUGCCUCCCUAAUGUCCCUCUAUUCCUUACAUCUAGCCAUACUAUUUCACAUAGAAUGACUUCUUUGAAAGAGAAAAUGUUGCUGUACAUCCAUAAGUUAAUUUGAUAUGUUUUCGCCUCUGACAGUCUGACACCGAGGGUUUCUGCAUGGGAGCUGGGAGGCGCCUGCCUGCCUCGCACUUGAAGCAUGAACAGUGCAAUGCAUUCUGACGUUUCUCUCGCUCACACAGCUGUUGAGGUUGAGGAGCGAAGCUUGCGCAGCUCUGCAUGAAAUGACUGAUAAUUCAAAGGCGCGCGCCGAGAACACCAUGCAUCCCGAUUUGGAACGUGCUGUCGGAGAAAACACUUUGCGUAAUUUACCCAGGAAUGCACCUUGAAGAAGGCAGCCAUUCUGUAGCCGAGCGCUUUAUUUUGAAACAGUGGGUCUUUUCCAGUCAGUUUCUGCUUCAACGAUCUGUUUUCAAUAAGGAUGUACAGAACAUCUAAUCAACCAUAAAAGGCUGGAGAUAUCAAAGUGGAAAUGUUACUCUGGGAAAUAAAGUGGGGACUGUGACUGUGCGCAUUCUGGUUUCUCCCAACGAAAGCAAGUAGUCUAUAUGGUUACGCGCACGUUGUGCUUUGUGAGAACAAGACAUCAACCAACCGAAGAUGGUCCGGUUUGUUCUUUGUGCUUUAAUAUUAGCUUUGGCUGACUUGAAUUAAAGAAUAACUGUAGGCCUAUAUAACAUCCGUGGAAUUGACCGUUUAUUCCCCACCGUUCAAAUGCUGGAAUGGCUAGUGGUUUUGUGUAUUGUGAUUCUGGUGGCCGUUAUUUGGCCAGCUUCGAAAUAUUUUGGUACCCAGGGCGAGCCAGACGCACUCUUCCAGGGGCUCGGAAUUUCACGGCGGCAAACGAAGGAGAGGGUCUCGGAGAGGUGCGUCUCAGACCGGGAGGUCCCGGGGGACUGUGCUAAUGCCCAGACACCGGACUUGGAAGGUGAGAAUAAAGUCCCCGCUGUUGCGCUGAUAUGCAAACCCUCGGCGCUGGCCAACUAUCUCUUCAAACACUGCAGGACUUUCAGCAAUUUCACGGCGUGCACCGGAUGGACAUGGCGGGCGAGUGCGUUUCUUCAGACAGUCUACGGCGCGUGCUGGCCGUACAAGAGCCGGGUGCAUUUCGUGCGAGACUACUUGCAGUUGAGUGACGAUGGUCUCGUGGCACUGGACUGGGCAGUAUCGGUGGCCGGUGCGUCGUACCAGAAACGGAGGAGAACCUCGAGUAAUUCCACGAGCCCAAUCCUCCUCAUCAUACCCAACUCUUUCGGGAAAAUCACUAGAAAUGUGCUGAAGCUCUGUGAGGUGGCGUUGUCCCAUGGCUACCUACCCGUGGUGUUUAACCGGCGCAGCCACAAUUCCACCCCCCUCAGCACCGUCAAGCUGCAGCAGUUUGGCGACCCAGGUGACCUACGCGAGGCCGUGCGCUACGUGCGCUACAGGCAGCCUGUGAGCCGGCUGUACGCGGUGAGCGAGAGCACCGGGUCCGGUCUCCUCCUCGCCUACCUGGGAGAGUGUGGUUCAUCCAGCUACUUGACGGCCGCCGCCUGCCUCUCGCCAGUGUUCCGCUGCCAGAGCUGGUUUGAGAAAGGACCCAUCUGGCCCAUACACUGGGCUCUGGUGACUUACCAGAGGAUAUGCCUCAGCAGGUACAGGACAGUGCUGGGUGAGACAGUGCACACCGACACCCUUUUCUCCAGCUGUUCCCUGCGUGGCCUGGAGGAGGUGCUGUUCUGCCAGCAGCCAGGCCCUAAAGGAGCCCUGGCCCUAGCAGGGGGAACCAGCAGCAGCAGUGGGGGAGCCUGGGAGGCCUACUGGGAACGCAAUGAACCCCUCCGGGACGUAGACGAAGUCGCCAUCCCCGUUCUGAGUGUCUGUGCUCAGGAUGACCCUAUCAGAGGAGACCCCCAGUCUACCCUACCCCUGGAACUCUUCGAGAGCAACCCCCACUUCUUCCUGCUGCUGACCACCAGGGGGGGACACUGUGGCUUUAACACCCAGGAAGGGAGUGCUUUCUCUGGGGGAAUGACCGGUGGAGGGACCCCUGGGACUAGCUGGAGUCACCAGGCCCUGCUGGAGUUCUUCAGGACCACCACGGACUUCAUUGCGGCAGAGGAGAGGGCUAAGCAGGCUGCCAGACGGAGGGGCCUGGGGGGUAGCAGCCAGGGCAAAGUCUUCAGACAUCGUAGUGUCAGUACCUGUAAGAGGCUGCCCGCAUGCUCACAUAAUAUACACACUAUCUACAACUGGCAGAGGUCUUAUACACGAUGAGCUGGGGUGAUGAUAUUGGAUAUUAUGGAUGAUAAGGGAUUGAUAUUAUGGAUGAUAAGGGAUUGAUAUUAUGGAUCAUAAGGGAUUGAUAUUAUGGAUGAUAAGGGAUUGAUAUUAUGGAUGAUAAGGGAUUGAUAUUAUGGAUGAUAAGGGAUUGUAUCUGCAGAACAAGAGAGCUUUGCAUUUAAGGGCUGAAAAUGAAUCUGUGUGCCCCAGCCACCUGGGUAAUUGUUGGAACAGGGUUUCAUCGACACACACUCUCAGAAAUUGAGGAUGAACACUUCAAAACACACUAGGGGUAACCAGAAAAGUCUGUGUGUUUGUGUGCGUUUGUUCCCGCCCGAUGACUGUCCAAAAAUGCCCAUCUGGACACUGGACUGCCAGUAUUUCUCUGACGAGCCAAUCAGAUUCAAGAGGAAAAUUUGUGUAAUGAUAUUGUGAUAUUUUGCUGAACUGGGUGGAACCUGUUGGGUCUGUGGGUUUUCCCACAUGUUGUAAUUCAAACUCUGACUGAGGUUUGUUGAAUGUAGCUGGAAUUUACAACUUUGAAUUGGCACUGUUAGUGACAUGAUGAUUUUCCUGUAGAUUUCUCAACAAUGUUAAACCUCUGUUAAAUGUGUUAAAUGAUGUGAAUGAUUGUUCCUUACCAAUGUAAUAAAACAAAACUAUGAGGGAACAUG